UUUGCCCCCAGAUCCCGCAAACCGCGAAAACUAACCGCCUAUCCGUGGGCUCUGAUCGUUCUCAUCGCCCACCUCCUCUCGACCUCUCCCCUCCCCUCUCGCCAAGCCAGCCUCCGUCUAGAGUGCUCCGCCAUGGCUUCUUCCAAGAGGAGAGGUGGUGUUGGCGGGGAGAAGAAGGAUCUCUUCCAUGUCGUCCACAAGGUGCCCGCCGGUGACAGCCCGUACGUCAGAGCGAAGCACCUCCAGCUUGUGGAGAAGCAACCGGAUUUGGCAAUUGUGUGGUUCUGGAAGGCGAUCAACUCCGGUGAUAGGGUGGACAGUGCCCUGAAGGACAUGGCCGUGGUGAUGAAGCAGCAGGAUCGCUCUGAGGAGGCGAUCGAGGCCAUCAGAUCCUUCAGGCACCUCUGCUCCAAGCAAGCUCAGGAGUCCCUCGACAACCUACUCAUCGAUCUGUACAAGAAAUGUGGGAAAGUUGAGGAACAAAUUGAGCUUCUGAAACAGAAGCUGAAGAUGAUAUACCUUGGUGAGGCCUUCAAUGGGAAAGCAACGAAGAAAGCACGGUCCCAUGGCAAGAAGUUCCAGGUCUCAAUCCAGCAGGAGACAUCUCGCAUUUUGGGAAAUCUUGGUUGGGCUUACAUGCAGCAGAACAACUUCGAAGCCGCUGAGUUGGUUUACCGCAAGGCACAAACUAUUGAGCCUGAUGCUAACAGGGCGUGCAACCUUGGGCUGUGCCUGAUUAAGCAGGGUAGGCAUGAAGAGGCAAGACAAGCACUCGAGGAUGUUCGGCUACGCAGAAUCUAUGGAUCUGGAUCGGAAGAUGAAAAGGUGGUGGCCCGUGCCGAGCAGCUUCUCCACGAACUCAAUCUAAUUAAUUGUGUUUCAUCACCAUUCGAUGUUGGCCUAAGUGUCCAUGAAGAGAUCAUGGAGAGACUAGACCUUGUGAUGAAUGAGUGGACACCGUUCAGAUCAAGGCGGCUGCCUGUAUUUGAGGAGAUAGCCACUUUCAGGGACCAAAUAGCUUGUUAAUACAUUAUUCUGCAUGGUUUUUUAUCUUUAAUGUGUCAAGGCCAUCCUGGAAGAUUUUGUGCAUAUAUGGGGGGUGCUGUGGACAUGUGGUUGUUACAGUGAGAAAUAGAGAACAGAUAGAUAUCAUAUAGCUGGGGUUGAUGCAAAGCGUUCCCUUCAGGAGUAGCAUGGUUUUUAUUCGUGUUGUAAACUGCAUGGUUCAGAUUCCUUUGAAGCAUGUUGCGAAAUUGUAAGGGAUAUGCAAUUGGUGGUUUGUGAGCUGA
This is a messenger RNA of Setaria italica (foxtail millet), 1289 nucleotides long. Its product is annotated as protein SULFUR DEFICIENCY-INDUCED 1. NCBI's taxonomy places the organism in Eukaryota, Viridiplantae, Streptophyta, Magnoliopsida, Poales, Poaceae. The transcript is spliced from 4 exons. Gene Ontology annotation, molecular function: protein binding. The record is from RefSeq and is a predicted model, not a curated record. Bases 133 to 1026 code for a protein of 297 amino acids.